GGUUUCCCGGGACUAUGAAUAUGCGCUGAGCAGCCGCUGAUGGAUGUGAAUGAAGGUCGAGGCUUGCAAGGCGGCCGGAGCCCAGGGGACAUCCUCAAUCCCAACAACAAUCACACGCGGAAUGGCCUCGGAGGCGGACAGCAACGCAAACUACUGCGAGACGUGGUCGCUUAAAAGGGGGGAUCUCCUGGAGGUGCCGCGGACACUGUUUACCCACUACGGCAUCUACCUGGGAGACGGGCAAGUCGCUCAUCUCAUGCCCGACAUCCUGCCCGUGUUCACCGAAGACCACAAGCUGAUCCGGGACGUGGUGACAAACCAGCGGCUCAUUCUGGGCGUCAUCUCCAAGAACGCCAGCAUCAGGGUGGACACGGUAGACGACUUUGCAUACGGAGCUUGCAUCCUCGUCAACCACAUGGACAGGCUGGUGUGCAAGAAGCCAGCACUUCCCAACGAAGAGGUUGCCAGAACAGCCGAAAAGCUGGUGGGAAGCACAGAGUACAGCCUGUUGUGGAAUAACUGUGAACACUUUGUUACCCACUGUAGAUACGGCAUUGCAAUGAGCAUUCAGACUGACAAGUUUUGUGAAGCAGUGAAGACUAUCAUAAGAGACCAGAGGAGUAUUUUUGUCACUACUGCAUUGGGACUGGCUGGUAUAUUUUGUUUGGGCUUUGGUCCCUCCACUACUCUUCCUACCAUCCUUAUACCUUUCUUACUGUGGAUGGCUAGCUAAUGUGCGGGAUCUCAAACACAUUGUAAAUAUGUGACAUAGCAUACUAAUUAUGUACAGAGUGGUAGGGUAUGAUUUAUAAAUGUUCAGCAAUUUCCUUAAAACCAUUGCUCAUUUUUGAGAUGUCGUUCCAUCAAAACUUAGAAUAAUUUUUUAGUUGGCUUACCAUGUAAGCCCAGGUGAUCUUUUAAUGGAAAGCCUUAUUCUAGAAUCUUUUUUUUUUAAAUGUGAUUUUAUUCUUCUUGCCUCAUAACAAUAGUAAUAUGUUAUUAUAGAAACGUAGAAACAUUGAAACAUAGAAACAUAGAAAAUAGGUGCAGGAGGAGGCCAUUCGGCCCUUCGAGCCAGCACCGCCAUUCAUCGUGAUCAUGGCUGAUCGUCCCCUAUCAAUAACCCGUGCCUGCCUUCUCCCCAUAUCCCUUGACUCCACUAGCCCCUAGAGCUCUAUCUAACUCUCUCUUAAAUCCAUCCAGUGAUUUGGCCUCCACUGCCCUCUGUGGCAGGGAAUUCCAUAAAUUCACAACUCUCUGGAUGAAAACGUUUUUUCUCACCUCAGUCUUAAAUGACCUCCCCUUAAUUCUAAGAUUGUGGCCCCUGGUUCUGGACUCGCCCAACAUUGGGAACAUUUUUCUUGCAUCUAGCUUGUCCAGUCCUUUAAUAAUUUUAUAUGUUUCUAUAAGUAUCCCCUCAUCCUUCUAAACUCCAGUGAAUACAAGCCUAGUCUUUUCAAUCUUUCCUCAUAUGACAGUCCCGCCAUCCCAGGGAUCAAUCUCGGAACCUACGCUGCACUGCCUCAAUCACAAGGAUGUCCUUCCUCAAAUUAGGAGACCAAAACUGUACACAAUACUCCAGAUGUGGUCUCACCAGAGCCCUAUACAACUGCAGAAGAACCUCUUUACUCCUAUACUGAAAUCCUCUUGUUAUGUUUGAAAUGUUGAAUUAAUAAAAGUAAAUAUAUGCUUUGGUGCUUCACUGUAUUCGUUUUACUUUCGUAUGUUAACCACUCACAAUAGGAUUGUACAUAUGAUCACAAGAAUAUUAAUAUUUUGGAUUUUAAAAAAAGUUAGCACUAAAUACUGUGGUGAGUUUUAACAUGAGUCUGCAGAUUAAGAAAUAAAACAUAUUCCUUUUCUAAA
This is a messenger RNA of Amblyraja radiata (thorny skate), 1866 nucleotides long. Its product is annotated as lecithin retinol acyltransferase. Gene Ontology annotation, biological process: vitamin A metabolic process; retinol metabolic process. The transcript is spliced from 2 exons. Gene Ontology annotation, molecular function: phosphatidylcholine-retinol O-acyltransferase activity. The coding region runs from base 50 to 733 and encodes 227 amino acids. The record is from RefSeq and is a predicted model, not a curated record. Gene Ontology annotation, cellular component: rough endoplasmic reticulum. Lineage: Eukaryota; Metazoa; Chordata; Chondrichthyes; Rajiformes; Rajidae.